AUGCAUUAUGAGGAAUUGACAAACGACUACUGCGAAGAAGACUCAAAAAAUGUAGAGAGGAUUUCCCUUGCGGGAUGUAUGCGUCUGAUGUACUGCUUAUCCUCUAUAACAUUUCUGAUUGUUUUUUCUUGUGCCACCAUCGGAAAAAAUGGAAUCGUCUGCUUACUUCUGUCCUUUUCCCCCAGUUGUGUUUACCUAUACUUAUUUGGAAGACAAAUAAAAAGAAGGAUAAAAAUUGUGCACGCUGUCGAAAUGAUACUGUACGGAGCUGUACUGUCCGUUUUUCUGGCCGGAAACUUAGAAUAUAUCUUUUCUUUAUUUUUUUUUCAUUUUUGUUCCAUAUGUUUUGUGAAAGACGUUAGAGAGAUUCUUCUUUUUGUGUGUUCAGUGGUGGUAUUUUUUUACUUCUUCCUGGUAGUGGCCUACGUGGAGGAAGUAUCUAAAGUUCUUCCAAUGGCUUUUGUUCAAAUGAAUGAAAAAAAAAACAAAAAUGGAUAUGUAGAAUUACCUCUCGUUGACAGCACGAGCUUCUUAAAUCAGGGGGGACAUGAAGCAGACCAUGAAGAGAAGAAAGACACCGGCGUGGAUAAAUUCAGAUACAUUUACGCAAAUGACAUACUGGAAUAUAUGUUCUUUUCCUUGUGCUCAUCCGCCGGAUUUUCGAGCACCGAAAACUUACUUUAUGCUGCCCAGGCGACAAGGCAGAACUUCUUAUCGAUAAUUGUGUUAAGAAAUUUGAUCUGCGUGCUGUUUCACAUGAGCUGUUCCGGAGUAGCAUCUUACAAUAUUGCCUCAAGAGUGAAUCACAAAAGCAUGAACGGUUGUGUUGCAAACUUGCUGAGCGUCCUGGGCUGCCUGCUCUCUCCUUCCCUCUUCCACGCAUUGUAUGACUAUUCUAUAUUUUUCAGUUCGUUAAGUAUACCCACGUACCAGGCUUCCUUUUUGACCCUGUUGUUUCUUUAUUGCUUCUUCUGCAUGCUGCUCAUAUUUUCCGUUCUUGUGAGGCGCUCCGCAAAAGGGGGAGGUGAACCGUACGCAUAA
This is a messenger RNA of Plasmodium coatneyi, 1041 nucleotides long. RefSeq lists its product as uncharacterized. The record is from RefSeq and is a predicted model, not a curated record. Lineage: Eukaryota; Apicomplexa; Aconoidasida; Haemosporida; Plasmodiidae. The coding region runs from base 1 to 1041 and encodes 346 amino acids. The transcript has 8 exons. Gene Ontology annotation, molecular function: peptidase activity.